Peronospora matthiolae is the source of this 363-nucleotide messenger RNA. The record is from the annotation of a GenBank genome assembly. Lineage: Eukaryota; Oomycota; Peronosporomycetes; Peronosporales; Peronosporaceae.
AUGUCGCCAAGCCGCGACAGCAAGUCGGACCGUCAAAAACGGUCAGGGUCAGUAGGGGCGGAGCACCCUGCUGAUCCAGCAUCGUCAAGAGAAUUUGCAGGACGCUUGGCAAAGAUUGCUCCCAACACACAGUCCCUGUGUGUUACUGUCCCUAUUGAUGAGGUGUCCCUCAUCACUUUGAAGAUCGACGUGACAACUGGAAUGCCAAUUCGCUUCCUAGUUGACUGUGGGGCAUCGAACAGUUUUAUUGGACGCCAGUCGCUGGAAGAUAGUAGACUCAAGUAUGUUGAGCAAGAGAUCCCUCCAACGAGGAUGACGGUGCGCUUUGCUACAGUCGCAUCCGCAACAGUGGUAAACGUGUAG